UUGAAAACUCAAAACCACGAAACAAUUCAAUUAUCACUAAACAUUUUCAAAAAGUUAUUCGGUACUUGUGUAAUUGAACAAGUUUUCUUAACAAAUAUCUAACAUAGUUAAAGAAAACUAAAUAUUUUAGUUCUGAAGAAUGUUAUCAUAGCAUUAAUUUCAUUGCCCCAGUGUAAUUGCUCCAUUGUUACAAUUCAUCGUUAUCAAUCUAAUUAUCUAUAAAUAUUACACCGACAAGGUAUAAAAAAUUACAAUCCUCUUCGUAAUUUUAUUCAUCCAUAUAGAUGCAUCGAUAUAUUUAACUCUAUCGUGAAUUAAAAAUUUACAAGAUGUGUAAAAUAAAAUUACUGAAUUUGUACUUAUGUGGUAUUUUAAUUAUUUUAAUAUCAUUGGUAAUCUAUAAAACAUCCAAUGGAAUAGAAGAAAUAGAUUAUACAUUUCCUGAUGGUUUUCUCAUCGGGACAGCGUCGUCGUCAUAUCAAGUGGAAGGUGCAUGGAACGAAAGUGGCAAAAGCGAAAAUUUGUGGGAUUAUUUGGUACAUCACUCGUCAGAAAAAAUUUUAGACAGGUCUAAUGGAGACGUUGCUUGCGAUUCUUACCAUAAAUAUAAAGAAGACAUCAAAUUAAUGAGCGACAUAGGUAUUAAUCAUUACCGUUUCUCAUUGAGUUGGUCAAGAAUAUUGCCGACAGGCUACACGGAUUACAUCAAUAAAGAUGGAAUACAAUAUUAUCACAAUAUUUUAGAUGAACUUGAAAAAUAUGGAAUAAAACCAUUUAUAACACUUUAUCAUUGGGAUCACCCACAAAGUCUCGAAAGAUUAGGCGGUUGGACAAAUGAAAUUAUGGCUGACCUAUUUGCUGAUUAUGCACUGCUCGUAUUUAAAGAAUUUGCGGCUAGAGUAAAAUUUUUUUCUACGAUAAAUGAGCCGUAUAUAUUUUGUAAAGCAGGUUAUCGAACUGUUGAUUUUGCGCCAAGUUUGAAUUUGAGCUCGUGGGGUGAAUAUCUAUGUAUGCACAACAUGUUGAAAGGUCAUGCUUUAGCAUACCACAUAUAUGACAAAGAAUUUCGAAAACAAUAUGGUGGUAAAAUCGGUAUCAUAACGCCAUGUUUCCACUAUUAUAGUAAAAAUAAUAAUGAUUUAGAGUCUUCUGAAGUUGCAUUUGAAUUUCAAUGUGGCUGGGGUGCAAACCCAAUUUUUUCAAAAAACGGCGACUAUCCGGAGCUUAUGAAACGAAAACUUGCACUAAAAAGUAAAUUAGAAGGUCGAAGAAAGUCUAAAUUGCCAAGUUUUUCCAAAGAAUGGAUUCAAUACAUAAAAGGUUCUUCAGACUACUUUGGACUCACCCAUUACACUACGUAUCUUGUAGAGCCUCUACUGAACAAUUCAAAUACGCAAGUACAAGACGAUGCGGAUCUAAUUUAUUCAAUUGACGAUCAAUGGCUUUCAGCUCAAAGUCCAUGGCUAAAGAUUGUACCAAGAGGAUUAGCUGAUAUAUUACGAAAAAUUAAAGACAAAUAUGAUAACCCUCCAGUCUACAUACUAGAAAACGGUGUUUCCGAUGCUAACACCAUCAACGAUACAAUGAGAAUUUUCUACUUACAUGCGUACAUGAAUGAAAUGCUUACAGCAAUGAAAAGAGACAAAUGCAAUGUCAAGGUUUAUACAGUUUGGAGCUUUUUGGAUAGCUUUGAGUGGAACAGAGGAUAUGUAGAUAAAUUUGGUCUUGUUAGUGUCAAUUUUAAUGAUCCAAAUCGAACGCGUACUCCAAAAAAGUCAGCUAUGUGGCUGAAAAAAGUAUUAGCAUCACGUAAAUUAGAACCGUAUUAAUGAAAAUAAUAACAUUUUUUAACAAGAAAAAGAGAGUUAAAAUGAUUAAUUAAUAAUCUAGCUGUAUAAAUUGAAUGUUGAAACCUUAUAAAUAUUUCCGAUUUCUCCUUUUCUUUGUUACAAUAAUUAUAAUAAAAAUUACCUAUUAAUUACAAUAAUUGAAAAAUACACUAAAGGUUACGGAAAAAUUGUUUCACUUUGACUACUUUUCUUUUAUCGGGUUCGUUUUGUGAUGGAUAUCUGUU
This is a messenger RNA of Phymastichus coffea, 2074 nucleotides long. Its product is annotated as myrosinase 1-like. The record is from RefSeq and is a predicted model, not a curated record. NCBI's taxonomy places the organism in Eukaryota, Metazoa, Arthropoda, Insecta, Hymenoptera, Eulophidae. Gene Ontology annotation, molecular function: beta-glucosidase activity. Gene Ontology annotation, biological process: carbohydrate metabolic process. The transcript is spliced from 7 exons. Bases 330 to 1829 code for a protein of 499 amino acids.